ACUCUGUUUCGUUUCUUCCUUUCAGACUGCAGUUACACAUGUCACUACCGCUGCCGACCGCUCAUCCAGCUGGACUGCAGCAUACACGGAGGUGUGUCCACACAGAAGGCAGAUGACGCCGAAGACGCCAUUGAGACCGACACAAAUGUGGAUGAACAGACUGAACUGGGUAAACAGGAACUGAGUGUUGGCGAGAUCCAGCAAAGGGUGAAGGAGUACAACUCUCAGAUUAACAAUAAUCUCUGCAUGGUGGUUAACAAAAAUGGGUCCUACACUGGUUUCAUCAAGGUCCACUUCCAGCUCCUUCGACCCAUCUCCCUCCCUCCUCCUCAGCGCCAGAACUCCACAGAAGAGGGAGAUGAGCGGGACCGACGAACUCUAAGGCGGACAUCUUUCUACCUCCCCAAAGAUGCUGCGAAGCACCUGCACAUCAGCUCAGAAACACGAGUGAGGGAAGUCAUCGAGGCGUUGCUCAGGAAGUUCACUGUGGUGGACAACCCAGCAAAGUUUGCCUUGUUUGAACGCACAGAGAAGCAGAGCCAAGUCUGCAUGCGUAAGCUGUCUGAGGAUGAGCGCCCUCUGUUUUUACGCCUGUGUGCUGGCCCCAGUGAAAUAGUCUUGAGCCUGGUUUUGAAAGAGAACGAGACGGGGGAAGUAAAUUGGGAUGCUUUUAGCCUUCCUGAGUUAAGCAACUUUCUGCGGAUUUUGCAGCGUGAGGAAGAGGAGCAUGUGCGCCAGAUUGUGAAGCGCUACGCUCACGCUCGAGACGUGAUGAAGCAGGCCGCGGCCCGCAUAACUACACCUGGUUGAUGAAGAGAGACUCAAAUGAUCCUUUAAUUAAACUGUGAGAAAUGAUGUCAGGUGAUGUAAAAGGGAAGUGCUCAAACAUUCAUCGUGUUUUUUAUUAAUUUAAGGUUAUAAUAAAAGCACAAAUAUGCGUUUGCAUUUAAUGUGAACUGUUGAAAGAAUCAGUUCAUGCAACUUUUUCAUAAACAAAUACUUUUUUCCAUAU
Messenger RNA from Nematolebias whitei (Rio pearlfish), 1012 nucleotides. It is a transcript of the gene rassf1, whose product is annotated as Ras association domain family member 1. Gene Ontology annotation, biological process: Ras protein signal transduction. The annotation marks the transcript as partial. Gene Ontology annotation, cellular component: microtubule cytoskeleton; nucleus. The transcript has 5 exons. NCBI's taxonomy places the organism in Eukaryota, Metazoa, Chordata, Actinopteri, Cyprinodontiformes, Rivulidae. The record is from RefSeq and is a predicted model, not a curated record.